This is a messenger RNA of Panicum hallii, 1515 nucleotides long. RefSeq names its product tetratricopeptide repeat protein 4 homolog. Gene Ontology annotation, molecular function: Hsp90 protein binding. The record is from RefSeq and is a predicted model, not a curated record. Bases 85 to 1200 code for a protein of 371 amino acids. NCBI's taxonomy places the organism in Eukaryota, Viridiplantae, Streptophyta, Magnoliopsida, Poales, Poaceae. The transcript is spliced from 7 exons.
AGUCUAGAAGCCGUCGGAACGGCGGCGGCGGCAAAGGGAGAAGCGAAGAGCGCCGCAGCACCGAGACAACUCAACUCGCCGGCCAUGGCGCUGCUGAUGGAGCCGGGCGCCGAGCCUCUGACCGAGAGCGAGCAGGCCGACCUGGCCGGCAUCGCCGCAAUCAAGGAGGCAGCGGCGCGCGAGUACAAGGAGCAGGGCAACCAGUUCGUCCGGAUGGGGCGGAAGCACUACGCGGAGGCAGUCUCCUGCUACACCAAGGCCAUCGCCCAGAUGGAGCCCCUCUCCUCCCUCGACGCCGCUGACGCCUCCAUCCUCUUCGCGAACCGCGCCCACGUCAAUCUCCUCCUCGGCAACUACCGCCGGUCCCUCGACGACGCCGAGCAGGCCAUUCGCCUCUCUCCCUCCAGUGUCAAGGCGUACUACCGGGCGGUGAAGGCGGCGCUUGCGCUCGACUUGUUGCCGGACGCCGCGUCCUUCUGCCGGAGGGGGCUCGAGCAGGACCCCGCAAAUGAGGAGCUCAAGAAACUACUGGCGCAAGUGGACGCAAAACUGGGCGAGCAAGAACGUCAGAGAGCCAAGGUUGCACAAGCAAUCGCCGCAGCCAAGGAUCUUGCUGCUGCCAUGGAGAAGAGAGGGGUGAAGCUUGGGAAGGCGGCCUAUCAAGAACUGACAGGGGUAAAGAAGCCGAAGCUGGAUGAGCAGGGCGUGCUUCACUGGCCUGUUCUUCUGCUUUACCCAGAGGUCAUGUCGAGUGAUUUCAUCGAGGAUUUUCCGGAGACUGAUACUUUGUCGCCCCAUCUUGAUGUCAUGUUCUCAGAAAGUUCUCCACCAUUGCCAUGGGAUGAGAACCACGCUUACACAAGGGAUGCCAUUGAGUUGUAUUAUCAGGGCGGUUUUGGAAAACCUCUGUCCAAAAGUGAGAUAUUAAGAUAUCUUCUAGAAGGCACUGUAGACUCGAAGUCGCUUCCUGAUGGUCUACUUGAUGGGGAGGAUGAAGAACAUGGGAUAAGUCAGAGUAGUGCAAUUUCAUCAUCAACUGAAGGCUCCAGUAGGUGGAUCAAAGUAAAAGAAGGAAAAACACUUCAAGAAGUUCUGCAGGACAAAGACCAUAUCAUUCCAGCAAUUCCUGUAUUCUUUGUUGUCUCAAGAAAGUCCAUCUUCUAUAAAGACUUUAAGGCUGGAAAUUGGUCUUUGCCAUGAAAAAAAGGGUGCGCCAAGGUUCUGCUUAACAUAUUUGGAAGAUGGCAGCGGAUAUGGCCAGGCAACAGAAGAUGCCCGAUUCAUCAUCAUCUUGUGUUUUUAAAGGAGUGUACUUCUUUCAGUAUCUGCAAAACACCUUUCUGCUUGAUUUAUGACCAACGAGUAAUUGUGUUCAUCGAGAUAGACAGAAAAGAGAACGCGAUGCAAUAUGUUUUCUUUGAAAGAUCAAUGUGAUAGGAAUUUUGUCUUGGACCAGUUCGGCGUUUGGUCUGGAGGUAGUAUGAUACUGGUGUGAUAUUCAGGUUUCAACUGAAA